Penicillium pulvis is the source of this 708-nucleotide messenger RNA. RefSeq names its product acetolactate decarboxylase. Gene Ontology annotation, biological process: acetoin biosynthetic process. The transcript has a single exon. Gene Ontology annotation, molecular function: acetolactate decarboxylase activity. The record is from RefSeq and is a predicted model, not a curated record. Lineage: Eukaryota; Fungi; Ascomycota; Eurotiomycetes; Eurotiales; Aspergillaceae. The coding region runs from base 1 to 708 and encodes 235 amino acids.
AUGGCCAACCAUCUCUACCAAUACUCGAUCCUCAGCGCUUUGAUGAACGGGAUCUGCCGCGAAGGCACCACCGUCGCAAAGUUGCUUACACACGGAGACCACGGCCUGGGAACUAUAUUCGGUCUGAAUGGAGAAAUAAUAAUCGUCGAUAAAGAAGUAUACCACUUCCUUCCCGACGGGAAUCUCCGCGAGGUUGAGCCCACCGAUAUCAUUCCGUUCGCGAUGAUCACCCGGUUCGAACCGACAUCAACCAAACGCCCAAUCACACUGAAUAUGUCUACUAUUUCCAAAGAACUGUCACCCCUACUCCCAGCUAGUCAGAACUCAUUCUUGUCUAUUCGAGUCGAUGCCCUGUUUACCCGUGUGACAUUCCGCGUCAUCCCUGCGCAGUCAGAGGCCCGCGAGUCGCUGUCAGAGCUAGCGAAACGACAGGAGUUACAUCAUGCGACGCAUAGCCGGGGUGUUCUUGUUGGAUUCUGGUCACCUGGGUUUACGAGUGGAUUCAGUGUAGCUGGGUUCCACCUUCACUUUUUGUCUGACGAUCGUGCGCAGGGUGGUCAUGUUAUGGAAUUUGAUGCUGAAGAUGUCGUCCUCCGCGCUGCUGCUAUUAAUGAGUAUAAUGUUGAGUUCCCGGCUUCGGGGGAGUUUCAGGAUGAGCCUAUUGGGGAGGUUUUGGCGAAGGAUCUUCAUGCGGCGGAGGGUCAAUAG